AUGAUCGGCUGUGUGAUGGCCUCAGAGGCCCUCAAGCUUGCCCUAAUGGACGGUUCCCAGCUAGAGGAGGCCAGCCUAUCGGGACGCCUGUUGUUGGUGGAUAUGCUAGACGGAGGCCUCUCUACGAGGACAGUAGCGUUGAAGCGGCGACCAGACUGUCCGGUGUGUGGGUGGACGGAGGAGUCUGCCGCGGCACAAGACCGUAGUGAUGCUAGUAGCCUACAUGAUGAUGGCGAUGGGGUACAGUUGCUGCCAGCUGUCAACAGUAUCGGCCCUAAACAGUUACGGCACCUCAUGCUUGAGAGCCCAUCAGCAGCCUGCCUGGUCAUCGACGUUCGACCCAAACCACAGUUCGACAUGGUCCAUCUCAGAGGCAGCGUGAAUGUCCCUUAUGAGGACUCUCAGGAGUUCGUGGAUAAAGUGAAAGCCUUGCUUGAGGACCAUCGUCCGAACACUGCUGUUGUGUGUUGUCGGAAAGGUAACGACAGCCGUCUUGCUGUUUGUGCAUUGCAGACGUCAUUCAAGUACCUAUUGAAUUUAGAUGGCGGCAUCAUGCAAGCCGCUAAGGAGCUGGGUGUCGCUGGGAAGCACCUAUUCGUCCCGUAG
This is a messenger RNA of Perkinsus marinus ATCC 50983, 606 nucleotides long. RefSeq lists its product as hypothetical. The transcript is spliced from 3 exons. The record is from RefSeq and is a predicted model, not a curated record. The coding region runs from base 1 to 606 and encodes 201 amino acids. Lineage: Eukaryota; Perkinsozoa; Perkinsida; Perkinsidae.